Messenger RNA from Trichogramma pretiosum, 3577 nucleotides. It is a transcript of the gene vari, whose product is annotated as MAGUK p55 subfamily member 2. The transcript is spliced from 9 exons. The coding region runs from base 741 to 2624 and encodes 627 amino acids. Gene Ontology annotation, molecular function: protein binding. NCBI's taxonomy places the organism in Eukaryota, Metazoa, Arthropoda, Insecta, Hymenoptera, Trichogrammatidae. Gene Ontology annotation, cellular component: plasma membrane; cell-cell junction. The record is from RefSeq and is a predicted model, not a curated record.
UCUCGACACUCGGGAAUCGUCUCGAGAUCGUCGCUUAUAAAAAUGUGUCGUUCAAGUGUCUAGUGAUUUUAUUUUCAUUAGUGAAAUUAUUGAAAAAUUUUGUGUGUGAAUAAAUGAAAGGAAAUUGUUUCACUAGGAAUUGUGAAAAUUGUAUUGUAAUUUGAAUUUUUUAAUGACCAUUUUUUCGUCGCCGGAAGCUUUGCGAAAAAAAUUCCUAUUAAAUAGAUAUCCCAAAAAACGUGUGCUCAAGUCGUAUAUUAUUAAACUCAAUAAGCGGAAACGAACGAUUGGGCGAGAAUCAAAUUCAACGAAUGAAUUUAUAAUCUAGCGUAUUUUCUUGUCACGACGGUUCAAACGCAGAAGAAGAACUCAAAAAUCGAAAUCGAAUUUUAAGCUUUCCUGCACGUUAUAUUCAUUUAUACAAAGAAGAAGAAAUAUUGGCAUCGACCCAAGGAUAUUCCUUACAGGAUAUAUAAUACCUAUCGGCAGGUGUACUUGGGCACAUGCAGCGUUUAAAGGUUUUCUCUCGACAUGCUCUCGGUACGCCGUGCACAUCUAUCUUCGCCGAUUAUCAGAUCGUUACAGUUUUAAUGUAGCUUUCCAACAGUGCGUGUGCGUGUGUGUGUUUGUGCGCGCUUCACGUGUACAUCGUAUAGGAAAAUUAAUAGCGCGAAACAAUAAGCAACGAGCCUUAUUAACAAAGGCAACGAAGGAGCCAGAGAAAAGGAUUAAAAUCCAGCAUGGUGUUCUUCAAGCAAAAAAAAGGAGAUCGUCGCCUGUUGGCCAAAAGCAACGAAGUCCGUAAGGCCCAAAUCAACAAGAUCGCGCAAUACGAUAAUGCGGCUUACAUACAGAGCAGGGACGCGCUGGCUAAUGUCAACGUGAGUCAGGACAGCGAUGCGCCGACAGCUAGCCCGGAGCCACCGCGUCACGGCGUCGACUUGAUCUAUCUCGACGCCUACUUGGGAGAUGCGUGGCUCAAGUCAACCGUACGUCAGCCGGAAGAACGAAAGGAAGAACCGCCUCGACACGCCGAGCCCGUCUGCUCGUCGAUCGUCGAGACCGUGUGCGAGGUCAAUCGGCAAUUGGAGCCUGCCUGGAGCCCCGAAUCUCGGGAGCUUCUGCUGCUUUUGCGCGGCCGACACCUGCGAGCUCUGCUCGACGUGCACGAUCAAGUGGUGGCUAGCCGGGCGCUGCGCAAGCCCGUCGAGGCGGACGACGAGCGACCACUGCUGCUGGCCAUGCCGAGCACCGAGGCAGCCCAGGCCGUCAGAGUCGUCGGGCUCAACAGGCAUCCCGAUCAGCCUUUGGGCCUGACGAUUCAAGUGGACGAGAAUGGCAACAUGAUAAUAGCCCGAAUUUUGGGCGGCAGCACGGCCGCGCGACAGGGCCUGCUCAGACCUGGCGAGGUCAUACUCGAGGUCAACGGCAAGCCUGUCCACGAUCCGGACGAGCUGCAGCAGGCCAUCGCCCAAGCCAAGGAGAAUCUCUCGCUGAAACUCGCGCCUGGCAUCGCGUCCGAUGGCUCGUCGCCCAUCAAAUCUACCGAAACAGAAUGCAAGUGCUACAUGCGCGCACUCUUCGACUACGAUCCAACGGAGGAUACCUUGCUACCGUGUCGUGAAAUUGGCUUGGCAUUUUCCAAGGGCGACAUCAUACAGAUCGUCGACCAGACCGAUCCCAAUUGGUGGCAGGCGCGGCGCAUCGAGGGCGAGACCCUCGGCCCGCCCGGCCUGAUACCGUCGCUCGAGCUCGAGGAGCGCCGCAAGGCCUUCGUGCCGCGCGAGGCCGACUUCGUGCACAAGAUCGGCAUCUGCGGCAAGCGCACCUCCAUGAAGAAGAAGCGAAAGAUGUACCAGUCGAAGAGCAACAACGAGUUCGACGACGCCGAGCUGCUGCUGUACGAGGAGGUCACGCGCAUGCCACCGUUCAGGCGCAAGACCCUGGCGCUCGUAGGGCCGCGCAGCGUCGGCCGUAGGACCCUCAAGAACCGCCUCAUCAACAGCGAUCCCGAGAAAUUCGGGACGAUCGUGCCUUACACUUCGCGACCGCCACGCGUACUGGAGGAGAACGGCAAGGGUUACUGGUUCACCGAUCGCGACUCCAUGGAGCAGGACAUACGCGAACAUCGCUAUCUCGAGUUCGGCGAGCACGGCGGAAAUCUCUACGGCACGAAGCUCGACUCGGUGCGCGAGGUAAUACGCGCCGGCAAGAUGUGCGUGCUCGACUGCAGCCCCCCGGCCCUCAAGAUUCUCCGAAACAGCACCGAGUUCAUGCCCUACGUUAUAUUCAUCGCCGCGCCCGGUAUGCAGCAGCUCAAGUCGCUCUACGAUCUUGGCAGGUCGACCGGGGCGAGCAAUAGGAAUUUGACGUUUGAUCGCCAGAGCAGUAUCAGGUAUAGUUCAAGACGUGCAAGAACAUUGGAAUCAUUGGCAUCACUUUACGAGGAGGACGAUUUACGAUCAACGGUAGAAGAAUCGGCGGCUUUACAACGUGCCUACGAAAAGCACAUUGACCUUAUCAUUGUUAACGAGGACUUUGAUGAUACCUUCCGCCAAAUUGUGGCAGCUCUCGACGCACUUGCCAGCGAGCAUCAAUGGGUACCGGUCAAUUGGAUUUAUUAGACGCGACUCGAAAAUGUUCACCGAUUAUCGAUAUUUAUAAUUUUAAUAUAUAUUACAAACAGAAAUUUGCAUGUUAGUCGUUGAUAGUGCACUUUGAAAAUUUUGAAGUACCUAACGUAAACGACGUAGCACUUUAUCGAAAGCGAUGUUUGCCGUAAAAUUUUAUUAUAUAAAUCGAAGUUUGCACAAUCGAAAGAUAAAAGAAAAGACAACUAAAUAACCACGCACAAGCAGUUGACAAUUUUUUCGAAAUAAGCUUUUUUUAUUUCGAUUGUCAUUUUAGCUAAUAAAUCGAGAGGCAAACAAAAAUUGUAUUGAUAAACAGAGUUUUAUUUUAUCUGUUUGUAUCAGAGCGCCGUCCAUUGAUUGUAGGAAUUAAGUUUGCCGAUAUUUAUUAUUAUAAUAUUAUUAGUAUUGUAAUUUUAGGAUAGAGAAAUGUAAAAGCUCAGGUGACAUUUCACUCUUGCGAAUGUAUUAAUACUGUAUUGUUUUAGACAAAGCUUGUAUAGGUAAAAGAUUAACGAUCUUGUUUGUACACUAUUUAUAUAAAUAUCCAAUUUGUACCAGCACAAUUGAGCCUACCAUCUAAAAGCCUAUUAGAUAAGAGUGGGUGUUAUUUUUUGUCGUGAAUUUUAAUAGGAAAUUGGAAAUUUCACUUUGUCAUUUAUACUUAGUAUAGAGAUGACCAGGAUUUGUAGUAGAUCAAUUCAUUGAGUGUAUAACACGAGAAAAAUAAAUGCACAGGCACGCAUGUAAAUAUAUAUUUUUUAACAAUUUUUCGCUCAUCUUUGAAGAUGAGAACAUUUUUAAAAAGCACAAGGAUUCAUAUGAUAAAAUUAGUACAGAAUGUACACAAACUAAUUUACACAACUACUUACAUUAUACAAAAAGUAACGAAACUAGAUUGUAUAUUCAGGCAGUAAGAUGAAAAAAAAUAAAAUUUAUAAUAUCUU